Thalassophryne amazonica is the source of this 3139-nucleotide messenger RNA. RefSeq names its product proprotein convertase subtilisin/kexin type 6 (gene pcsk6). Gene Ontology annotation, cellular component: cell surface; membrane. The record is from RefSeq and is a predicted model, not a curated record. Gene Ontology annotation, biological process: peptide hormone processing. NCBI's taxonomy places the organism in Eukaryota, Metazoa, Chordata, Actinopteri, Batrachoidiformes, Batrachoididae. Gene Ontology annotation, molecular function: serine-type endopeptidase activity.
AUGCUGGCUGUGGAAGUCAGCCAGAUGCUGGUCGCAGCACCCAGAGGUGCAUUCACAAAUCACUGGGCAGUGCUGGUGCCGGGAGGACUGGAAGUGGCUGACAGAGUGGCCGCCAAAUACGGAUUUAUAAAUCUGGGACAGAUUGGAACCCUGGAGGAUCACUACCAUUUCCACCAGAGCAGAGUGGUUCGCAGAGCUGCUUUUGCUGUUCAGGGCCCCCACACCUUCAUUCAUAUGGAUUCCAAGGUAGAGUGGGCCGAGCAGCAGCAAGUAAAGCCGAGAGUGAAGAGAUUCAGCCAGAAUGACUUCAUGCACUUCAGUGAUCCAAAGUGGUCCAACAUGUGGUACAUUCAUUGUAUCGACAAGAGCAGCCGCUGUCACUCAGAGAUGAAUAUUUUGGCGGCGUGGCAGCGAGGCUACACCGGCAAAAAUGUGGUGAUCACUAUACUGGAUGAUGGUAUCGAGAGGAACCACCCAGAUCUGGCACAGAACUAUGACCCACUAGCAAGCUAUGAUAUUAAUGGCAAUGACCAUGACCCUACUCCACGGUAUGACUCCAGGAAUGAAAACACACAUGGAACUCGGUGUGCAGGUGAAGUUGCCGCAGUCGCCAAUAACUCUCACUGCAUCGUUGGAGUUGCCUACAAUGCUCACAUUGGAGGUAUUCGAAUGCUGGAUGGGGAUGUGACAGAUAUAGUGGAAGCAAGGUCCUUGGGAAUCCGACCGGACUACAUUCACAUCUACAGUGCCAGCUGGGGGCCAAAAGAUGAUGGAAAGACAGUGGAUGGACCAGGGCAUUUAACCAAGCAGGCCUUCGAGCAAGCCAUCAAGAAGGGCCGCAAAGGCCUGGGUUCUAUUUUUGUCUGGGCAUCAGGUAAUGGUGGUCGACAGGGUGAUCACUGUUCCUGUGAUGGUUACACCAGCAGCAUCUACACCAUCUCCAUUUCCAGCACCACUGAAAAUGGCAACAAACCCUGGUACCUGGAGGUGUGCAGUUCCAUCAUAGCCACAACCUACAGCAGCGGAGAGUUUAAUGAGAGGAAGAUAGUACCACUGACCUCUGGGGAUCGCUGCACUGAUGGUCACACUGGAAUUGUCUCUGCUCCUGUUGUUGCUGGGAUCAUAGCCCUCGCUUUGGAGGCCAACCUUUUGUUGACAUGGAGAGAUGUGCAGCAUCUGCUGGUGAAGACGUCCAGACCGGUCCACUUGAAAGCAGAUGACUGGAAGACCAAUGCUGCAGGACACAGAGUCAGUCACCUGUAUGGCUUUGGCCUGGUAAAUGCAGAGGGCAUGGUUCUGGAAGCGAAGAAGUGGAGAACUGUUCCUUCUCAGCACAUGUGUACUCACACACCUGAUCGACGCACCAGGUACAUCCUUGCUGGUCAAAGCCUAAACAGCAGCAUCUCUACCUCUGGAUGCUCGGAGCAAUCUGAUCACCGUGUUGUUUACCUGGAACAUGUUGUGGUCAAGGUCCAGAUUAUCCAUCCUCGACGAGGAGACCUGGAGAUAUACCUCAUUUCACCGUCUGGAACAAGAUCACAGCUACUGGCCAACAGGUUGUUUGACAGUUCCAGUGAGGGCUUUAGGAACUGGGAGUUCAUGACAGUUCAUUUCUGGGGUGAGAAAGCAGAGGGCUCCUGGACUCUAGAAAUCUCUGAUUUACCAUCACAGCUUCGUAAUCGUGAAGUGCUGGGAAAACUAAAGCAGUGGACCUUGACUAUUUAUGGAACAUGGGAGCAUCCGUAUCACCCAUCCAAGGCUCUGCACUCGCGUUCAGGGAUGGUGGACAUCUCAAACUUGGAGGAGAGCCAGGAGGAGCAUCAGGAGGAGGACAAUGAGUACAGUGGACCCUGUAACAGUGAGUGUGGAGACAUGGGCUGUGACGGGCCGGAUGCUGACCACUGCCUCAACUGUGUCCACUUCAGCCUGGGAAGCUUGAAAAGUGGCAGAACCUGUGUGAGCCAUUGUCCACUGGGAUACUAUGAAGACAUAAUGGUCCAUCGUUGUAGACGCUGUUACAAAGGCUGCGAGACGUGCACUGACCAAACAGCUAACAAAUGCCUUUCCUGCCGCAGAGGACUUUACUUCAACAUGCUCAACUCGAGCUGCAUCAAUACCUGCCCCUCAGGUUAUUUUGCUGACAAUGAUCAUAGACAGUGUCUGAAGUGUCUUGACUCAUGCAUGACAUGUGUGAGGGAUGCAGACAGGUGCACCACCUGCAGCACAGGAUACAGUCUGGCUGGAAUGACGUGUGUUCCUGAAUGUGCCAGUGGAACUUUUUUCCAUCUGGAGGAGAUGAAGUGCAGCUCAUGUCAUUUGUCAUGUCGGAGUUGUACAGGUUCUGGUAGGGAGGAGUGCAUCCAGUGUGCUGAAGGCUACAUGCAGCAGGAGUGGAGGUGUGUGGAGACCUGUACUCAUGGAUACUACUCUGGAGAGGCAGCAGGAUUUCCUCAUGAAAUGUGUCACAAGUGUGAGGAAAACUGUCUAAGCUGCAGUGGUCCUGGAACAACUUGCACCAAAUGCAAAGAAGGUUACAGUCUGGUCAACGGCCAGUGCAUCAUGAACGAAAUUUGUAAUAACGCGGUUGAGGUUUUCUGUGACAUGGUCAAGUCCAAUCGUCUGUGUGAGAAGAAGGUUUAUCGUCAGUUCUGCUGCCGUACCUGCUUGAUGAACAGAUAAAGAGCCGAGCGUCGACUGACUGACCAUCCUGUGGAUUGCUAUUUGUUCCUCUGUCUGUGUGGAUGAACUGAACUGUUGUUUGAACUUUGAAGCUCACAUUUUAUUUGGAUAUGUUGGAGGUUGAUGUGAUCUCCAUCAGUGGUUUCAUGGACAUUGUACAGUGUGAGGAGCCUCUCCAUCUACUCCACUUUUUAAAUAACUUGCUUUUUACAGCAACCAGCACAUUUAUGCAAAUAUCGUUUGGACACAUCACUGUAAUCUUUUUUAUUCCAUUUCUUAAUACCACUUCAGUAUGGAAUCAGAUCUGGAAUCUGAUUUCAAUGAUUGUAUCUUAUUUCAGUUGUGGAUGCAGACAUGUGGAACCCAAGGGUUCCAACUGAAUUCAGCUGAGGUAUUACCAAAUAAAUAAACUUAUCUGAGUCAGCUUUGUUUUAUAACAAAUUUAAAAUAACUAUCUGUG